ACAGAGCCCGUCGCAAAGGCUUGAGCUCACGAGCCGUGAGAUCAUGACCUGAACUGAAUGUCGGAUGCUCCACCGACUGAGCCACCCGGGCGCCCCCGCUUUCUGCAGCUUUUAAAGGCUCCUGCACUCGUGGCUCAUGACCGCCUUUCAGCUGUGACAUCACGCCUGCCUCUGCUUCCAUCCCAUCUUCUCUGACAUUCCUGCCUCUUUCCCAUUGAAGGAUACUUGUGGUUACACUGGGCCCACCUGUGUAAUCCAGGAUACUCUCAUCUCAAAACCUUUACCUGCAUCUGCAAAAUCCCCUUUGCUGUGUAAGGUAGUAUAUUAACAGGUUCUGGGGAUUAGAACCCAGGCAUCUUUGAAGGAACACUUAUUAUGCCUACCACAUGUGGCUAACAACUGCUCCAUACUCUUCUAGUGAAGGCUAAAUGAUAUUAGGUAAGGCGCUUGGCACAGAGGAGGUACCAUGUUCUUUCAUUCCAUACACUGUAUUACAGGGAAUAAGACUGCAAAAAAGCUUGCCCUUUCAAGAAGCUCACAUUCUUGAUGCGUGACUCAGAAGAUAAACGAGUAGAAUAUACAGGAAUAAGACAGGUGUUCUGCUGCGGGGAGCAGGGCGGCCGGCCGUCAGACACGCCGCCUGAAGGGAGGCCUGGAGAAGCGUCGGAGGUGCACCAGCGUAAACAGUUCUGUCACUGGCCCUGUCAAUGCCCUCGCCAGAAGCCCAGCUGCCCUCCUGGAGUGAGCCUGCUGAGGGACGGCUGCGGAUGCUGUAAAGUCUGUGCCAGACAAGCAGGGGACAUGUGCAACGAGGCCGACCUCUGCGACCCGCACAAAGGACUGUACUGUGACUACUCGGCAGACGGGCCUAGGUACGAGACCGGAGUGUGUGCGUAUCUUAUAGCUGUGGGAUGUGAGUUCAACAGGGUACAUUAUCAUAACGGCCAAGUCUUUCAACCCAAUCCCCUGUUCAGCUGUCUCUGUGUGAGUGGGGCCAUUGGAUGCACACCUCUGUUCAUACCAAAGCCGGCUGACGGUCACUGCUCUGGGGCUAAAGGUAGAAAGAAGUCUGAUCAAUCAAACUGUGGCCUGGGACCAUUCCAACAACAGCUUUCAACAAGCUACAAAACAAUGCCAGCUUAUAGGAAUCUCCCACUUAUUUGGAAAAGAAAAUGUCUUGUGCAAGCAACAAAGUGGACCCCUUGCUCCAGAACCUGUGGCAUGGGAAUAUCUGAUAGGGUGACCAAUGAAAAUAGCAACUGUGAAAUGAGAAAAGAGAAAAGACUGUGUUAUAUUCAACCCUGUGACAGUAACAUAUUGAAGAGAAUAAAGAUCCCUAAAGGAAAAACGUGCCAACCCACUUUCCAACUUCUCAAAGCUGAAAAAUUCAUCUUUUCUGGAUGCUCAAGCACUCAGAGUUACAAACCCACUUUCUGUGGAGUAUGCUUGGAUAAGAGAUGCUGUGUCCCUAACAAGUCUAAAAUGAUUACCAUUCAAUUUGAUUGCCCAAAUGAAGGGUCAUUUAAAUGGAAGAUGCUGUGGAUUACAUCUUGUGUAUGUCAAAGAAACUGCAGAGAUCCAGGAGAUAUAUUUUCUGAGCUCAAGAUCCUAUAAAACCAACUUUAUAUGGGAAAAGUUAAGUUUAGGUAAUCAUGUCAUUACAUCAUAAAAUUAGAAUGGUUUUAAAGGGUGGCAAAUCUACCUUAUUGAUUUAAAACAGUAAGAAUGCCUACUUAUUCUCAAAUGACUGUAUUUAAGGCAAUAGAAGCUUUUAAAAAGGCUUGUUAAAAAGAUUUAUGUAAAACUUAAAAACCUUAAAAGUGAACUCUUUAAAAUGUAUAAUUAUGAAAUACACAGAUACUUGGUUCCAUCUACAUAUUCCAUACAUAAUGGAAAAUUAUACAAUUUAUAAGAAAACAUUUCAUUCUAUAAAUUAAUCUGGAAUACUUUGUUGAAGAUGUGUAAAGAGUUUAAAACUCUUAAAACUAGCUUUUAAAACUUUGUGUACUUUGACAAUGUAGCCUAGGAUCCCAUCAGAUGAUAAUCAUUACAUGGUGAGCAAGAUUCUAGGUUAAUUCUUAAAAAGGAAUAAGAUUAAACUGUAAAUAUAUUUAUAGCUUCCAUUGCCCUAUCCUGAAUAUGAGUUUAUUAAGGUUUCUUUUGGAAGGAGAAAGUAGAACUUCGUUGGCCAUUGUGGACAACUGUAGACAACUGUAAUCUCAAAGUUUAUAUACCAAAUAAUGUAAAAAAUUAAAUUUCCAAGAUGAAGAUCAAAAGCAGUAUCCUUACUUUGAAAAGGAAAGAAACUUAAGAAUAUGACACUAAAGAAAAGCACACAAUGGAUUAUUCUGGCUUGAAAAUAAAUUGUCCCUAAAAAUUACUUCCUUAAAUGACAAAUCUAUCUAUGGACUUAAAAUGUAAGUUAUUUUAUUUAAAGAUAAAUUAAUGUUAAAACCUAGAGCUGGAGAUUAUAGUAACGAGAACACUUUCACUAGACUAUUACAGCCAUUUCUGCAAAGUUCGGAAGAAGGUAUCAGGCUAAGUAACAUUCUGUUUGCUUAUAUAAAUGGUGACAAGCAAAACCAAUAAUAAUACUGUUUAAAAACAUGGACAUUUAUUAUUAUAAAAUCAACUGGUUUAAUAAAAAGCAUUAUAUUUAAAGAUAAUUUAAUACAAAUACAUGUUAAAAUAAAUGUAAAAAUUCUUUUCAGUGCAAACAAGUGGUUACCCAAACAAGAAACAAAACCUCCCUAAGAGCUCUAAUAAAACCUAUCCCUGAAAAGUUAGUGGGUAUUACACAGAAAUAUUUAUAUUGUGUUCUUCUAUUACUCCUCGUACUCACUUUUAAACAAUCAGGAGAAUUCAACCAAAUAAAUUAUAAAUUUAUUUAACAGCUCUAGUUAUACCAAAUAAUUCCAGGGCAAAUUCCAGGGCUGUAAAAAUAAACUAUAAAUAAAUAUAUGAAAAUCUGUGUAAGAUUUUUAUUGAAGACAUGAUUACCAUUGUAUGAAUGCCUGAAUAUGAAACUCUAAAUAAAGUAAAAUGUUGAA
Messenger RNA from Neofelis nebulosa (Clouded leopard), 3050 nucleotides. It is a transcript of the gene CCN6, whose product is annotated as cellular communication network factor 6. Gene Ontology annotation, cellular component: extracellular region; extracellular matrix. The record is from RefSeq and is a predicted model, not a curated record. Lineage: Eukaryota; Metazoa; Chordata; Mammalia; Carnivora; Felidae. Gene Ontology annotation, molecular function: heparin binding; integrin binding. Bases 547 to 1614 code for a protein of 355 amino acids. Gene Ontology annotation, biological process: signal transduction; cell adhesion. The transcript is spliced from 5 exons.